Carcharodon carcharias (great white shark) is the source of this 3436-nucleotide messenger RNA. Its product is annotated as beta-1,3-galactosyltransferase 5-like. Gene Ontology annotation, molecular function: protein N-acetylglucosaminyltransferase activity. Lineage: Eukaryota; Metazoa; Chordata; Chondrichthyes; Lamniformes; Lamnidae. The transcript has 4 exons. Gene Ontology annotation, cellular component: membrane. The record is from RefSeq and is a predicted model, not a curated record. The coding region runs from base 829 to 1890 and encodes 353 amino acids.
GCAGAAUUGCCUGGAAAAACUCAGCAGGUCUGGCAGCAUCGGCGGAGAAAAGAGUUGACGUUUCGAGUCCUCAUGACCCUUCGACAGAACUUGAGUGAAUCCAAGAAAGGGGUGAAAACGUGGUACUGGAAAAUAUUUAUGACAGGUGACAUCAGUUAAAGAGCUAACUUAUCCACAGCCCUGGUCUGAUUGAUGGAGGCAGCUUCUAAAAGUGAAAUCAAAACAUGUGAUUCAGCUAUCAAAUUUCAACCGAUUACACAUUUGGAGAUUGUGACACUGUGCAACACCCCGAAGUUCAUUUGCACAGUUCGAAUGCAGAGACUCUGUUUGUCCCUCCGGAACAGCCAGAAGCAGCGUCGAUUUCCACCCGUCUCUGCUGAAGGAUGGACGAGUGAAAGUUUGACAAAACAGCAAAUCUGUUAACAAAAAGUUGGCUGUUGAAGGGACCCCGAAGCUGUUGAACUGACAGAACCCAAGUGAUUCACUGAUGUCCUACCCAGUUCGAACAUUGUGCCUUCAGUCCCACACCAACUGCAACUGCCCCUCUGGAGUGGGCCAGCGAGCCCCUCAGUUCCAUCACAACCAUCUCAGGGAAGCUAGGGAGUGAGAAAUGAGUGUCAACUUUACCAGCAAUGCCUGUACACGGAAAAGGAGAAAGGUCCUGCUCAAAAGUGUGUCAGCAACCAUACCUGGGGCCAAUGGGAACAAUUCUGAUUUUCAACUUGGGUUCUGCUGUCCAGGUGGAAGAGUUUAUCAUCAGCAACUGCAUGUUUCAGGUCGCAGUGCAUAAACGAAUCAGGAGUGAAGACAAACAAGCCUGGAGCCAAAAUGAAUGGCAAAAUAAGGAGGAACAUGUAUUGUGUGUUUGGACUGAUGAUAGUGAUCGGUGUUGGAUUUCUAGUCAUGGAUUUCUACUUUUCCAACUUCAUUGUUCCAAAGAGAUUUUUCAAGGAUUUAAUUUAUUAUCCAAGCGAAGCAAACGAAACCAAAAAAAUCUAUCAUAGACAAUCGAUCAAUCUGACUGACGGCAAGAACACUUUCCACAUGGACCUGAACCGCUUCCGAGCAGAGUACAGCUACAUGCAAGAUUACAAGUGCAAAGUUAAUAUCAGUAACCCUGAAAUGUGCUCCACACCAAAGUCCAGCAAACUGCUCCUAAUUGCUACCAACUCCUAUCCGAACUCGUUUGCUAAGAGGUUAGCCCUACGAAGGGCCUACGCCAAACGCCAACAAAUUAAGGACUACCUGGUGGUCACGGUUUUCAUGUUGGCCAUGACCCACGAUAAGAAGAUGAUGGAACUGGUUGGCAUCGAGUCACGUCAACACGGGGACAUUAUUAUGUGGGAUUUCGAAGAGCAUCGUGCCAACCUAACCCUGAAGAUCAGCUGCCUCCUGGAGUGGCUGAAUAACGAAUGCACGUCAGCAGAUUUUUUUGUGAAAGCCGACGACGACGAGUUUGUCAACCCUGAGGCGAUUGUGAAGCACAUCAGUGACGACAGAAACACAACGAGGUUCAUUUCUGGCUACGUGUACCGACAUGACAAGGUUUACCGGGAAGGCAGGAACAAAGUGAGCCGGAACCUCUUCCCCGACAACAUCUACCCAGACUUCCCAUCCGGCGGAGGAUACAUGGUGCCCCGUUCGUUCAUACCUGAGCUUUACCGGAAAUCGAAGACUUUACCCGUGUUCCCUGUGGACGAUGUUUUCAUGGGAUUUAUGGCUCUGGCCAGCAAUGUCCCUCUGAAACACGAGGAACGUUUUUAUGUUUGGGGACUCGAGUAUUCAGUGCAGCUAUAUAAGGGUGCGUUUGUUGUGCACUCAUUAGCUGCGGAAAAGGUUAUUGAAAUGUGGGAGAAACUACAGAAGGAGAAGAAGAAAGAGACAGUUUAAUUGGACCGGGGUUUUGUUUGUUGGGGUGAGCGAGAAGCUACACCUUCAGAUCUCGGCUUUAGGGUUCCCAAUCCUCCAGGAUCGUCCUGGUGCCUCCACCAACUGGUGAUUAAACCCAAAACACUGCUGCAAGUAAUUUUGGGGGCUAGGGGGCAGGUGGGUGGGCUGGAGAGGGAGACAUCAUUAAACAGUGUGUACAUUUUUCGCUUUCUUUCAUUACUUUUGCUUUAUCAUUGUAAAAAAAAAUAUUGGAGCUGGGCAAACGGAGGCUGUUUGAUCGAGUGGCGAGGACCAUCCAGUCGUGUGAGGAAGGGACGUUCCAAUUGGAUGCUGGAAGGAGGGGCUGGGGAGAGGUAGCAGGACGUGCCCUGUGACGUGUGGGCAUGAGGUGUGGGGUGGACGGGAUCGGAGUCGGGAUUUCAUGGGAUAGGAUCUCCAGGACUAGGUGGAACCAGAGUUGGCAACCCUUUGGUCAGACCCCAUCCAUGGGAGGAGGCAAAUUGCAACAACUACUUACCUUUCCAUAGCACCUUUGACUGAGCAAUGGAAAAAAAAACAGAGGAGUUCACCUCUCCCCCUCUGAGUGAUCUAGCCAGCCACUCAGUUGUAUCAAAGCUAACAGCAGGUACAAGGCAGAUGACAGAAACAGAUUCAAUCGUGGCUUUCAAAAGGGAAUUGGAUAAGUGCCUGAAGGAGGAAGAGAAUUGGAGAGGUAUGGGGAAAGGAACAGGCAGUAGAACUUGCUGAAUUGCACAUGCAGACAGCCAGCACAGGCUCAGUGGGCCGAAUGGCUUCUUUCUUUGCUGUAAGCAUUCCAUGAUUCAGGGAAGGUGUGCCUCCAUGUUCUCAGAGCAGUUAGCAAUUGGUGAUAAAUGCAGCCUUGCCAGCGAUGAGAAUGAGUAAUUAAAAAAAACUGGCUCUUCCUGUUUCUACUGAUUCUACCAUCCCCUGAUUCACGGCUGCAGAGUGUUUCUGAUCCCCUCCCUACCAUUGCAAAUAUUAAUCACUGUGUGUGUGAUCUGUUUCCUGACACCAGUCCUCAACUUGCCUUUUACCUGCUUGUCCCCAUACCCUGAUCAACGGGUGGUUUUUGUGAAUAGAAAACUGUUUCCAGCAGUGUUCCACAGGGUUCAGUGUUGGGGCCCUUGUUACUUUGUUGUAGAUAUUAACGAUUUGGAUUUAAACGUGGGAGGCAUGAUUGGGAAAUUUGCAGAUGACACAAAAACUAGGCGUGUGGUUGAUAGUGAAGAGGAUAGAUGUGGACUCCGGAAUGAGAUCAGUGGUUUGCUUGAAUGGGCGGAAAAGUGGCAGAUGGAACUCAAUCCAGAGAAGUGUGGUAAUGCAUUUCGGGAGGGCAAACAAAGAAAGGAAAUAUUCAAUAAACAGGAAGUUAUUGACCGGGGUUGAUGAAAUGAGAGACCUUGGAAUGCAUGUCCUCGGGUCCCUGAAGGUGGCAAGACAGGUGGAUAGGUGGUAAAGAAAGCAUAUGGAAUGCUUUCCUUUAUUGGGCGAGGUAUUGAAUACAAAAUCAGAGAUGUAAUGAUGG